CAUGAGAUGGCUACUGAAACAUAUUUGUGUAACUGAUUACCUUAUAGUUUGUUUUCCUGGUCAAACAGCUGAUUUGCCGUCCUGUUGUGCCUGUUAACACAAACCGAACAGCAGCAGAUUUGUGCGGAUGGAUUAAGCCGUUGCGAUUUGCCCACUGUCCUACCUUACUCCUUCAGAAACAGCCUAAGACAUACUGUCCCACACAAUGCACCAAGGCAAUAUCGGCCAAGUAAAUGUACACGAAAAGUAAGGCGACUGACUGCUGGGCACAGCGGAUGAAGAUUACUGAGGGUUGAGUGGCGUUGCGUUUGGAGCGGAACGCACUGGUCUCAGUGCGGACACUGAACGCCUCGGAUGUGCGUCCUCACGGGGGCACUCACAUCGACUUCACCUGUAACGCUUCUGCUUACCUCAGGACUGCUGGAUACGGCUAAAGGAUUAAAACUACUCCGGAGAGAGUCGUUCUCCGUCGGACGAGGAGCCCGUCGCUCCGCGGAGCACGGGGCAACAGCAGCGAUCAUGUCGGACAACUCCACGGAUUUAAGCAGGGACGCGCCGCCGGAGGCUGCGGUCACACACCACAAUUUCCCAGCGCUCAUAUUUGGGAUUUUGCUCAUUGUGAUUAUCACCGGGGGUAACGUGCUUGUGUGCCUUAGCGUUUAUUUAGAGAAAGCUUUAAAAACGACAACAAACUACUUCAUAGUCAGUUUGGCGUUUGCAGAUUUGAUGCUGGCGGUGCUGGUUCUGCCACUAUUCGUUUAUGCUGAGUUUCAGGGUGGAGUUUGGUCCUUGAACAUGCUGAUGUGUGAUGGCCUGAUGACCAUGGAUGUGAUGCUGUGCACCGCAUCCAUAUUCAACCUCUGUGCCAUCAGUGUGGACAGGUUCAUUGCGGUGUCUAUACCCCUAAAUUACAACCGUAAGCAUGUAGACCAUCGGCAGCUCAUCUUGCUGUCUGCUACCUGGCUGCUGGCCUUAGCCGUGGCCUCUCCUGUCAUCUUUGGCAUCAACAACGUGCCUAACCGUGACCCCAGUGAAUGCAAACUGGAGGACCACAAUUAUGUGGUGUAUUCCUCCAUCUGCUCUUUCUUCAUCCCCUGCCCCAUCAUGGUCCUGCUCUACUUUGGGGUUUUCCGUGGGUUGCAACGCUGGGAGGAGGCUCGUAAGGCCAAACUGCGCAGCAGCAUCGAGGCCUGCAGAAAGCUGCAGCACGCCACUGUUGCCACCGCCCUUCCCCCUCUGACGGGCACCAUCCCUGGGCCUCUGCCUAUGCCUCUACCCAGGAUCAUCGAGAGAGACUUGGCUCAGUCUCGGCUGGAUGAUACGGAUGACUACAUCCAGCAGGAGAUUCCUUAUCCUCGGCAGUACAGAGAGAACUCAGUGCCCACAGUGACAUUCAGCCAGCAGCAGGAGAUGAAGAAGAGGGCCAAGAUCACCAGCAGGGAGAGGAAGGCUAUGAAGGUGCUGCCUGUUGUAGUAGGCUGCUUCUUGUUCUGCUGGACUCCGUUUUUUGUGGUCCACACGAUGCGUGCCAUGUGUCUGACUUGCAACAUCCCUCCUGGACUGAUGAGCACUGUCACCUGGCUGGGCUACGUCAACAGCGCUCUCAACCCCAUCAUCUACACUAUUUUCAAUGCAGAAUUCAAGAAAUUCUUCAAGAAAUGUUUCCGGAGCUGCUGCUGACACCAAGUUUCCCUCCAGAGCCUAUGAACUAAAAGGGAGGAACUUAGCAGAUCAUUGAGAUAUAUGAUCAAGAUCAUCUACCUGGCUGAUUGAAAAAAUACAGCCUACACUUUAAGAGCGUUUUAACAGGCAGUCACUGGUGAUUUCAGGGUCCAGUUUGUCAUGUGGUGAUGUGGUCGUUUGAUCCCAGACAAAAUAUUGAUGUCUUUAUGGAAAGCUGCACAAACCAGCAAAACACUGCUGGUUGAUAGACUCUACUGCCUGAAAGGAAGAUUUCAUCAUUUUCAGUGCGUCUAUAACUCUCUUGUCUUUUGAAUGAUAGUGCUGUAUAUCAACCCUGGCUGGGGUUAUAGUCUACCAAUUCCAGUGAAGGAUGUGGGGUUUACACAGGGCAUGAUAGGUGACAGGCUCAAUCCGAAAGCAAUCCAAGGAUGCAGAAAGACAGACAGGAUUCAUGACUAAAUUAGCCUUUGAUCCACACUUUUUUAUAUAACCUUAAAUGAAUUGUUUGAGGUUUUGGAAAACAUAUUAAUUUGCCUUCCUGCCAAAAGUUAUAUUACAAGAUCAAUACCACUCUCGCAUUUGUGUUAAACAUGAAGCUGGCUAGACUAGCUCUGCCAGACACACAUUAUCUGGCUGUGCAGCGUGGCUCCUUCACAGCUGCUGGAGUGUCCAUGUUUGGAGCAUCUGAUGCGUGGUUCCUAUUCCCGAUCCACUAUCUUUAAGUGGCAGGUUUAUUUUUGCCAAUGGAGCUUGCAUC
Monopterus albus (swamp eel) is the source of this 2440-nucleotide messenger RNA. It is a transcript of the gene drd4b, whose product is annotated as dopamine receptor D4b. The transcript is spliced from 4 exons. Lineage: Eukaryota; Metazoa; Chordata; Actinopteri; Synbranchiformes; Synbranchidae. The record is from RefSeq and is a predicted model, not a curated record. Gene Ontology annotation, molecular function: G protein-coupled receptor activity; dopamine neurotransmitter receptor activity, coupled via Gi/Go. Gene Ontology annotation, biological process: negative regulation of voltage-gated calcium channel activity; negative regulation of cytosolic calcium ion concentration; phospholipase C-activating dopamine receptor signaling pathway. Bases 355 to 1680 code for a protein of 441 amino acids. Gene Ontology annotation, cellular component: plasma membrane.